AUGGCGACCUCUUCCUCCUCAUCCUCCUCCUCACAAGGGUCGGCUCCUGGUGUUGGAGAAAAGAGGAAACAAACCCCCGGGGAUCUUCUCAUAUAUUCUCUGGAGGAUCUGAAAGGAUGUGACUUCAAGAGAUUUAGGGACAAAUUGUCUGAUUUCUACUAUGGAGGUAAACUUCCCAUCCCCCGAGGAAAACUAGAAAAUGCCGACUGCAUCUCCACCAAGAACAUCCUGAUAGACACAUAUGGAGAAGAAGGGGCUCUGGAUGUCACCUUUGAAGUCUUUACACUGAUCGGUCUGAUGGGACCCGCAAAUGACCUCCAGGAGAGGAGAGCCCAGAAUGCCAAACUGAAGAAGAAGAUGACACACAGACAGAUUAUCAGACUUCAGAAAGGAACACAAAGUGUCUAUGAAAAAGAGGUUCCAGAAGAUUAAAGAAUAUAAUUCCUGUAGGGGGGAGACUGUUCAUCUACAGAAAAGAUACAUCAAGUUACCAAUGAGAAAAGGACCCCAGAAAAAAGAGGAAAAAAAACAAGAACUAAGGAGUUCAGCCAGAAGACAUCUACAGACCAUGGAGAAAAGACCUUCUGAUGGAUCCUCCCCAACCACAAUCCAGGCCCUCUUUGACCCUGAUGAAGUUGGUUGUAUCCCUAAGAUUGUGGUGUUAGAAGGACCUGCUGGGAUUGGUAAAACAAUGACCUCCAAGAAGAUCAUGCUGGACUGGGCCUCUGGGAAUCUCUACCAAGACAAGUUUGACUUUCUGUUUUAUCUGAGCUGUAGAGAAAUCAACACCAUCCCUGGAAACAUAAGCCUUGUGGGACUUUUAUCCAGAGCCUGUGGACUAGAGAGUUCAGAUGACCUGGUGUCUCUUCUAGAGGAUCCUGAA
Messenger RNA from Staurois parvus, 883 nucleotides. NCBI's taxonomy places the organism in Eukaryota, Metazoa, Chordata, Amphibia, Anura, Ranidae. The record is from the annotation of a GenBank genome assembly.